This is a messenger RNA of Sus scrofa (pig), 1359 nucleotides long. The record is from RefSeq and is a predicted model, not a curated record. Lineage: Eukaryota; Metazoa; Chordata; Mammalia; Artiodactyla; Suidae.
CGACAGGGCUCUCGCGGGGGCUGCUGGGGCGUGGGCGUCGGUGACGCGCAGGGGUGCGCGCAGCCGUAAGGACGCGCUUCUCCAGUCGCGCGCCGGGACCCAGACUUUCGAGUGGGAACGGUAGACGCGCGAGGGAGGAACCCGUGGAGCAUGAAGAGGCAGGGGGCCUCCUCGGAGCGGAAACGGGCGCGGAUACCCUCCGGGAAGGCCGGGGCAGCAAAUGGAUUUCUCAUGGAAGUGUGUGUUGAUUCAGUGGAGUCAGCUGUAAAUGCAGAAAGAGGAGGUGCCGGUCGCAUUGAAUUAUGUUCUGGCUUAUUGGAAGGAGGAACCACACCCAGCAUGGGUGUCCUUCAAGUAGUGAAACAGUAUGUCCAGAUCCCAGUUUUUGUGAUGAUUCGGCCCCGUGGAGGUGAUUUUUUAUAUUCAGAUCGUGAAGUUGAGGUGAUGAAGGCUGACAUUCGUCUUGCUAAGCUUUAUGGUGCUGAUGGUUUGGUAUUUGGGGCAUUGACUGAAGAUGGACACAUUGACAAAGAACUGUGCAUGUCCCUUGUGGCCAUUUGCCGUCCUCUGCCAGUCACUUUCCACCGAGCCUUUGACAUGGUUCAUGAUCCAAUGGCAGCUCUAGAGACCCUCCUAACUUUGGGAUUUGAACGAGUAUUGACCAGUGGAUGUGACAGUUCGGCACUAGAAGGGCUACCCCUAAUAAAGCGACUUAUAGAACAGGCAAAAGGCAGGAUUGUGGUAAUGCCAGGGGGUGGCAUAACAGACAGAAAUCUACAAAGGAUCCUCGAGGGUUCAGGUGCUACUGAAUUCCACUGUUCUGCUCGGUCGGCUAGAGAUUCAGGAAUGAAGUUUCGAAAUUCCUCGGUUGCUAUGGGAGCCUCUCUUUCUAGCUCAGAAUAUUCUCUAAAGGUAGCAGAUGUGACCAAAGUAAGGACUUUGAAUGCUAUUGCAAAGAAUAUUCUGGUUUAGCCAGACCUCUGAGAGACACGGACAUCACAGGACAAAGGUAGAAGAGUAGUCUACAAUUCUCUGUGACCCAGCUUUAACCUUCUCUGGACAGGACAGUCACAGUCUUUAAGUUUCAUACUACCAUGGAGAAUGUUUCCAAGAAGGAAAAGAACUUGAAACAGAGCACAGUCACUUCCUUUGCUUAAUUUUGCCAGUCAUCUUUGUCAUCGUGAUUAAAAUCUGGUCUACACUUCUUGCACAGACAGAGGCAUAGUCUGUUUUCAGUGGAAUUAAUUAAUGAACUGGAAAAAUUCAACUGCAAGGUAUGAAUUCAGAUGUGACUUCAUGGUCAACUCAAUAGCAGUAUUUUGCCUUUUUAUUUAAAAUAAAAAUUGCCAUUCUAUUAUG